This is a messenger RNA of Mesitornis unicolor (brown roatelo), 1372 nucleotides long. RefSeq names its product E3 ubiquitin-protein ligase Itchy-like. Bases 20 to 1372 code for a protein of 450 amino acids. Gene Ontology annotation, cellular component: cytoplasm; nucleus. Gene Ontology annotation, molecular function: protein binding; transcription coactivator activity. Gene Ontology annotation, biological process: hippo signaling; positive regulation of transcription by RNA polymerase II. The transcript is spliced from 11 exons. Lineage: Eukaryota; Metazoa; Chordata; Aves; Mesitornithiformes; Mesitornithidae. The record is from RefSeq and is a predicted model, not a curated record.
UCAGGAUCCAGCCCGUGGUAUGGCUGGCAGUGGAUCCAGAGCAGGACCGUCCAGUGGGUUGUCCAUGAAAUCACAGCUUCAGAUCACUGUUAUUUCUGCAAAACUGAAAGAAAAAAAUAAAUGGUUUGGACCUAGCCCUUAUGUGGAAGUCUCAGUAGAUGGACAGUCAAAGAAGACAGAAAAAUGCAACAAUACAAACAGUCCGAAGUGGAAACAGCACCUUACAGUAAUUGUCACUCCUGUAAGUAAAUUAAACUUUCGAGUCUGGAGCCAUCAAACAUUAAAAUCCGAUGUCCUGCUGGGAAGUGCAGCUCUGGAUAUUCAUGAGACUUUGAAAUCAAACAGUAUGAAACUUGAGCAGGUGGUGGUGACGUUGCACCUCGUUGGUGACAGAGAACCAGCAGAGGUGGUGGGAGAUUUGUCUGUCUGCCUCGAUGGGAUGCAGGUCGAUCCUGAGCUCCUAACCAAUGGUGACGCCUCAAGCACAAGAAGUCCUACGCAGAGUGAUAGCUCCAAAGUAAGGAACGAAACACGGACUAACUCAAAUGGCCUUGAAAGCUGUGAAGAUGCUGCUCCCAGUGAAAACAAGACUGUUAACGGCAGCGAUUCCCCAUUGCUCACAAAUGGAAACUGCAAACCUGCGAGACCUCCCAGGCCUUCGAGACCACCUCCUCCCACUCCCCGCAGACCCACGUCAGUAGCUGCAACUGUAAAUGGUCCUUCAUCCUCAUCCACAUCCACAGAAAGCGAUGGGACCAGUGCGGGAUCGCUGGCGGGUCCAGCUGCAAAUUCAUCGGCAGAGCAGAGCCCUCAGGGGGCAACUGCUGCAACAGCAGCUCCUGCAACUGCUGCGCUCACCACACCUCCAGUGUCAAGGCAGGUCCAGACAGUAAAUCCUCCAGCACAGACACUUUCUACAGUCAGUCAAGGUCCUCUUCCACCUGGUUGGGAGCAAAGAGUAGACCAGCAUGGUCGAGUAUACUAUGUAGAUCAUGUUGAAAAAAGAACGACGUGGGAUCGCCCCGAGCCUCUUCCUCCCAGCUGGGAGCGACGAGUCGACAACAUGGGAAGAAUUUAUUAUGUUGACCACUUCACUAGAACAACGACGUGGCAGAGACCGACGUUAGAGUCUGUCCGAAACUAUGAGCAGUGGCAGCUUCAGCGCAGUCAGCUUCAAGGAGCUAUGCAGCAAUUUAAUCAGAGAUUUAUAUACGGGAACCAGGACUUUUCAUCGACGCAGAACAAAGAGUUUGAUCCUCUUGGCCCCCUGCCACACGGAUGGGAAAAGAGAACUGACAGCAACGGCAGAGUGUAUUUUGUCAAUCACAACACCCGAAUAACGCAGUGGGAAGAUCCCAGGAGUCAGGGGUAA